Molecule: messenger RNA, 2570 nt
Organism: Mobula hypostoma (lesser devil ray)
Lineage: Eukaryota; Metazoa; Chordata; Chondrichthyes; Myliobatiformes; Myliobatidae
Gene: cnih1
Product: cornichon family AMPA receptor auxiliary protein 1
Exons: 5
Coding region: 75-509 (144 amino acids)
Biological process (GO): endoplasmic reticulum to Golgi vesicle-mediated transport
Cellular component (GO): endoplasmic reticulum membrane; COPII-coated ER to Golgi transport vesicle
Source: RefSeq, a predicted model, not a curated record
ACGUAUCCGAUUCUGUCCCCGCGCAGCGCGCACACCCGGCCCAGCCCGGCAAGUGGCGUCUGCUCUCAGCGAAGAUGGCGUUUACAUUCGCGGCCUUUUGUUACAUGUUGGCGCUGCUACUCACUGCUGCUCUAAUAUUCUUUGCCAUUUGGCAUAUUAUCGCAUUUGAUGAAUUGAAGACUGACUACAAGAAUCCGAUAGACCAAUGUAAUACACUCAAUCCUCUGGUACUUCCCGAGUACCUUAUCCAUGCCUUCUUCUGUGUCAUGUUUCUCUGUGCAUCUGAAUGGCUUACACUUGGUCUCAAUAUGCCAUUGCUGGGCUAUCAUAUUUGGAGGUACAUGACAAGACCAGUGAUGAGUGUCCCAGGCCUCUAUGAUCCAACCACUAUUAUGAAUGCUGAUAUACUAGCAUACUGUCAGAAGGAAGGAUGGUGCAAACUAGCAUUUUAUCUGUUGUCCUUCUUUUACUACCUAUAUGGAAUGAUCUAUGUGCUGGUGAGUUCUUAAAAUAAAAAAAAAACAUUUCCAAGAUCCAAUGAAGCUGUGCACUCCACGAAGGAAACAAAAGGAUGAUGGUGGUUUUUUGAGAACUUGAGUUCAUCAACUUAACCUAUAACUCAUCAGAUACAACAUGCUUUCAUAUAUGCAGAUUAAAUGCUUUCCUUCACUUUUCAUGAACUUUUCACCUCCAGACUUUGUAAUUUUUUGCCUGUGCAGGAUUUCUUUGAUUUGCCUUGACCCAAAAGUCUGAAUUAUGUUUGAACUUGUAUGAAAAUCAAUUAUUGCAAGAUUACAUUUUGAAUAUAAAAUUCAAACAGCACUCUUAUGUAAUUUAGAAAUAAUCUGGGUAUAUUAUGUAAUGUAAUUAGGCCAAAAUGUUUGAAAAAUGUAAUUGGCUAACACAUUUGGAUAUCCAGAUAUUGUUUGAGUAGUUAAAUCUCAUAAAACAUCAAUUUGUUUUAGUGAAUUUAACUUUGUUGUUCACACUGUGGGCAGAGUUUUUUAAAAAUGGCUUGAUAUUGUACUCCCAGAAGCAGUGACGAAUAUAACCAAUGAUGGUCAUAUUUUGCAUGAGAAAGGAUUCAUUUAGGUAUAAAUUUUAAUUUGAAAAUUCUGUAGUGUGUCUUUUUAAGUAAAGUUUUCUCUUACUUUCGGAAAUGGUGUUGAGCUGUUUUAACUGUGGUGACAGUGCCAAAAUACUCCAUUGAUUUGAGCUAUAUAUAUAUUCAAAGUUGAACUACAGUAUGGCAUAAUAAAUUUAAGUCUCCUAUCUUUUUCUGAAUUUAUUUUAGAAGUUGAAACAAAGUCCCAUAAUAGGAAAGUUCUGUGAAUUUGGUUUGUUUAAAAAAAAGAUUUGCUGUCACCAUGUGUGGUACACUUAUAGCUGUAUGUUAUUUCUCAAUACGUAAAUAAAAGCUUUAAAUAUAAAUGAACAGCAUUGGGUGAACCAUAGACAGUAAUACUGUUAUUGACGUACAAAGGGCUAAGUGUUGUGUGCAAUAUUAAAAAUGCCCCAGUUAACAAAUUGAGAUUUAGCAUUAUUUAGGCAAUCCUUAAACUUUCAUGUCCUGAAAAUCACAUGGAGAUGGAGAAAUUGAUCAAAGACUGUUCACCAAGUCACUGUAUAUUUUGUGUAUUGUUUGUUUCCAAAGUUGUUUAUUUUCUCAGUUAAGAUGUUUAUGACAAAAUUACGAACUGUUUACAAUGUAAAUGAUCUUGCAGCCAAGUAUGAUGAGUCUUUUGACAAAUAACAUGUUGCAUGAGAAUAAGUGCGGCCCUUUCCAUUGCCCUGACAAAAAUAUUUAGAAAAUUUAAUUAAUACAAGAGAUCCUGCAAAUGCUGAAAAUCCAGAGUAACACACAAAGUGCUGGAGGAACUCAAUAGGUCAGGCAGCAUCUAUGAAAAAGAAUAGAAUCAAUGUUUUUGGCUUAGACCCUUCAUCAGGACUGGAAAGAAAUGGGGAAGAAGCUGGAAUAAGGAGUUUGGGAGAGGGGAAGGAGUAUAAUCUAGCAAGUGAUAGGUGAAGCAAUGUGAAGGGUAAGGUAGGUAGGUAGGUGGGGAUGGAGAAGGGGAGGUGAUGUGAGAAGCUAGAAGAUGGAUGGAAAAGGUAAACACUGAAGAAGAGAGAAGUUGAUAGGAAAAGGGUAUACUCACUUCUCAUCUCUUCUCCUUAUCUUCCUAUCACCUUCCUCUUGUGUCUCUCCUCCGUCCCUUUCUCCUAUGGUCCACUCUUAUCUGAAACAUUAACUCCUUAUUCCUUUUUGUAGAUGCUGUUUGACCUGCUGAGCUCCUUCAGCCUUUAUGUGUUACUCCAGAAAAGUUCAACAGCACUUUGAAAGCAUUACCAUAUGUCAGCAUUUCAUUUGCUUAAGUAGGUUUUGACAGACAUCCCAAUUAUGCUACUUUAUACUUGAAUAUAUCAUUGCAUCAACUUUAUUGCAAAUAAAUUUUCAUACUUUGUUUCAUGUGUGCAGAAAGGCACUAUGUAGAUGCAAGUUGUUUUUACUGUGCCAGUAUACAGCCUUGUCAAUGAGCAUGAGAUCAAAUUGACAAAUUAAAAUAGACUGA